AUGCAAUUCUCUAUAACUGUCUUGGCGCUUUUGACACCUGCUCUUGCGGCCUAUGUGCCCUCGGACCCAUGGACCGACUUGAAGCCUGAAGGCAUCUUCCCCAGUGGAACCACCGACUACUCUGCCAAGUUUGGUAUCCAGAUUGUGACACUUUCUGACAAGGCUGCUGAGACUGUGGCUGCCAAAAGGGAAGAGGUGAACCAGAUUGGAGAUGGUCAAAUCCAGCACCAGUCAGUGCCGGCGACCACCACGGCCUCGGUGAUAAAUCAGAUUGGAGACGGUCAAAUUCAGCAUCAAACCGCUUCGGUGAUUAACCAAAUCGGAGACGGUCAGAUCCAGCAUCAGACUGCUCCUCCAGCUCCUACCGUGACUGCCUCGGUUAUCAACCAAAUUGGCGAUGGCCAAAUUCAGCAUCAAACGGCUUCCGUUGUGAACCAAAUCGGUGACGGUCAAAUUCAGCAUCAGACGGCUUCAGUCGUUAACCAAAUUGGCGAUGGCCAAAUUCAGCAUCAAACGGCCUCUGUCAUCAACCAAAUUGGCGAUGGUCAAAUUCAACACCAAACUAGUGAAAAUGUCGCUGCUGCUGCUGCUGCCACAGAGGCUCCAUCUUCAGGUAUCCAGCAGGCCUGCAUUGGCAACGACAACUUGGCCAUGACUUUGGAAAAGUCCAUCUUGAGAGACGGCCUGGGUAGAGUUGGUGCCAUUGUCUCCAACAGACAAUUCCAGUUUGAUGGUCCUCCACCUCAGGCUGGCUCCAUCUACGCUGCUGGCUGGUCUAUCACGCAAGAUGGUCUUUUGGCCUUGGGUGAAGGUACCGAAUUCUUCCAGUGUAAGUCCGGCGACUUCUACAACUUGUACGACCAAAACGUCGCCGAGCAGUGUGAACCGGUCCACUUGAGCAUCAUCGAGUUGAUCAGCUGCUAG
Molecule: messenger RNA, 924 nt
Organism: Candidozyma duobushaemuli
Lineage: Eukaryota; Fungi; Ascomycota; Pichiomycetes; Serinales; Metschnikowiaceae
Gene: PIR1
Product: beta-1,3-glucan linked protein
Exons: 1
Coding region: 1-924 (307 amino acids)
Biological process (GO): fungal-type cell wall organization
Cellular component (GO): fungal-type cell wall
Molecular function (GO): structural constituent of cell wall
Source: RefSeq, a predicted model, not a curated record